AUGGUUGUAGCUGAUAUUGAAUUAAAACCCCGUUAUAAUAGACCUAAACGGAGAGAAAAUUUUCAAUACAAAAAUGCAAAUUGGGAUGGGAUCAAGACUUUUAUAAGUAAAAAAGGGCAAUCUAUCAUUGAAAGUAAUGGAGUAGUUGAACAGAAAUGGAAAGAUCUUAGAAGUGUCAUCAAUCAAACGGUAAAUGCAAAUGUACCAAAGAAACUAACUUCCAAGAGACACAACCUAGCAUGGCUCGGGAAAACUGAAAAGAAAAUGAUAAGCAAAAAGCAUAAACUCUUUCAACAGGCAAAACAAUCUAGAACUAAAGCUUCAUGGGAUAAAUAUAAAUCACAUAAAAGACAAACACAACGUGCAGUUCGCAAGGCUCAUUGGAACUAUGUAAAUUCGGUGCUAAAUGACUCCCUAGAAUCUGGAAAUAGCAAACCUUUUUGGAAUUAUGUGAAAUCAAAGAGAACGGACAAUGUUGGUGUUUCUGGAAUUAAGAAAAAUGGUAUCUUAUACCAGGACAGUAAAGAUAAGGCAAAUAUCUUAAAUGAACAAUUUAAAUUUGUGUUCACCAAGGAAAAUAGAAAUGAAAAACUACCUGAAAUGAAUACCAAACACAAAUAUUCUAAAAUAAGUGACAUUAAUAUUGAGUCUGCAGGAGUUGAAAAACUAUUGAAAAACAUUAAUACAAACAAAGCCUGUGGCCCAGAUAAAAUUGCAAAUACUAUCCUGAAAGAAUGUGCACAAGAACUAUCACCAGUGCUUUCUCAUAGCUUUCAACUAAGCUUGGACACAGGAAUUUUACCAUCUGAUUGGAGAAACGCCAACGUAAGUCCAAUAUUCAAAAAAGGUGAUCGACAUGCAGCGGCCAAUUACAGACCAGUCUCUCUAACGUAUUACAACAAGUAUACCGUAUACUCAGAGAAAGUGUUGAGUAGUGCUAGACAAUCUCUUCCGCGUAAACGCUUCAAGCCAUUUCUGAAACCCUUUUGGAACCACGAACUUGCAAAAUAUCACAGACAGAUGAAAUCUUUUCGUGAGUCAUGGUGUCGUGAUGGCCGGCCGCGUAAUGAAGCCAGCAUUAGUUAUGCGAACUACAAAAACUCUAAGCGUGUAUUUAGGCGCAUGCAUCGAAUUUGUAUUGAAAACUAUUUGACAUCUAUUGACCAAGAGCUUGAUAAAACAGCUGAAAUAGACUCUGAUCAGUUUUGGAAACUAGUACGACAUAGGAAAAAGAAGUCUCAGUCAAAAAUGUCCUCUGGAAUUAAAUUUCAUGAUACUGUUGUCAGAGACCGAGAACAGUUAACAGAGCAAUGGGGUCUAUAUUUUAAGUCGUUAUAUUCACCGGCAGAAUCUCAAAAUUUUGAUGAACAGUGGAAGUAUACAGUUACUACGGUUGUUGAAAAUACUUUUAAUAACAUUAAACCAGAUGAACAUGUGAGGGUUUUGCCAGAUGAUGUAUCGAAAGCAAUCGAAACGUUACCAAAAGGAAAAGCCUGUGGUGAAGAUAACAUUUCAUAUGAGCAUCUCAUUUUCGGUAAAGCUGUGAUCUCUAGUGCCUUAGCAAAUAUGUAUACACACAUGUUACGACACGGAUAUAUACCAGACUCCUUAAAACGUGGCAUUAUUAUUACACUGCAUAAAGGCGGUAAUAAAUGUAAGGACGAUCCGAACAAUUAUCGCGCUAUAACACUGUCGUCAACUGUAUUGAAAGUCUUUGAAAUGGUAUUGUUAGCGAGAUGCAAGGAUAAACUAAUAGACACGUUAAGUCGGCAACAGGAUGGCUUUCAAGAAAAACUGGGAUGUUUAAUGACGUCCUUUGUUUUACGUGAGUGCAUUUAUUUUUCACGCGAGAAUUCUUCGAAACUUUAUGUGUGUUUCCUUGACGGCAAACAGGCUUUUGAUAACGUAUGGCAUGACGGACUCUUUUACAAACUGAUUGAAGCUAAUAUUGAUACUACUUCUCUAAUAGCCUUUAAAGAUAUGUACUAUAAUGUGACCAGCCGAGUAAGAUACCAAGGUUUAUUUUCGAGCAUGUUUCCGGUACUUCAAGGAACUAGACAAGGGGGGAAAAGUUCACCUCUGUUUUAUCUUGUUUUUAUCAACGGUCUAAUAAAGGAUCUUGAACGCAGCGGACAGGGAAUGUGUAUUUACAACAUGAACUUGUGUUCUCCUACAGUGGCCGAUGACAUGUUGCUGGUGUCUUUCUCUAAAUAUGGCAUGGACAGUAUGCUGGACAUUUGCUAUAAUUAUGCACGGAAGUGGCGAUACAGAUAUAAUGCAAAUAAAUGCGGCAUCAUGGUGUUUAACAAUAAUACGAAUUGUGUUGAUUCGGUUCAGUCGUUCACCCUUGGUCGUGAAACUAUUCAGGAGGUUGAAUGUUAUACACAUCUUGGGCUUAUAACGGACACGUUCCUUUCUACCUAUAAACCAAUAUGUAAAGCGUGUACGAAACUUCGUGGAACAUUCUUAAAUAUUUCGAGUAGUGGAAUCCAUCCUGUAGCAUUAAAUCCUAUUACGUCCAGAACUAUAUACAGAUCUAUUGUUAUUCCGAAGUCACUGUACGGGUGUGAAUUGUGGAACAUGUACUCAAAAACGGAUAUGCUUAAACUUGAACGGGCGCAUAGAUUUUGUCUGAAAUUUAUGCAGCAGUUAAGGCAGAACAUAAGUACAGACUUCUCGUUGAGUGUUAUAAACCUCAGCUCCAUAGAAGCAAUGAUUGAUUUCAAGAAACUCCAGUUCUUCGGGCAAUUGUGUCGCCUUCCGUGUUCGAUGUUGUCUUCACACUUUGUGCAAAGAUGUAAAAAGUGUGAAUUGCUGUGUGAAGACAUUAACCUCUUCAGUAUUGGAGGAAAUAAAAGAAUCUAUCUAGUAGUUGAAGGUGAAUUCUCAACUCUAUGUUCCGUGGACUCGGGUGUGCCACAAGGCACUGUGUUGGGGCCCCUGCUCUUCUUGUGCCACAUAAACGAUCUGCCAAGUUGUGUUAAAUCCACCGUUAGACUAUCCGCAGAUGAUUGUUUACUGUAUCGCAAAAUUGAAAGUAUUCAAGACCAAAUACAAAUACAAGAAGACCUGAAAGCCUUAGAGAUCUGGGCUAAGAAAUGGGGAAUGCGAUUUAAUGCCUCAAAAUGUUACAUCAUGUCCAUCCAUCGAAGCAAGAAACCAUUUACCUUUAAUUAUUCACUGGACAACCAUAUUUUGGAACAUGUAAAAGAAAACCCUUAUCUUGGAAUAACAAUUAGUGAUAACUUGAAAUGGGCUACACACAUCAAUAAAAUAUGCAACAGAGCAAACUCAACUCUUGGAUUUAUACGAAGGAAUUUGAAGAACUGUAACAAACAAUUCAAAGAAACAGCUUAUAUUUCACUCGUAAGAUCAGUACUGGACUAUUCAUCUACAGUAUGGGAUCCAUAUCUCUCAAAAGAUAUAACGCGCAUAGAAAACAUUCAACGUCGUGCAGCGCGUUUUGUUCAAAAUGACUAUCGCCGUACAAGUAGUGUUUCGCAAAUGAUGAACUAA
Mercenaria mercenaria is the source of this 3516-nucleotide messenger RNA. RefSeq lists its product as uncharacterized. The record is from RefSeq and is a predicted model, not a curated record. The transcript is spliced from 4 exons. The coding region runs from base 1 to 3516 and encodes 1171 amino acids. NCBI's taxonomy places the organism in Eukaryota, Metazoa, Mollusca, Bivalvia, Venerida, Veneridae.